This is a messenger RNA of Penaeus vannamei (Pacific white shrimp), 908 nucleotides long. RefSeq names its product protein GUCD1. The record is from RefSeq and is a predicted model, not a curated record. Lineage: Eukaryota; Metazoa; Arthropoda; Malacostraca; Decapoda; Penaeidae.
UUCCAAGUUUUUCCUACUGUCGUGACAUUUUAAAUAGUGUUCUUUCAAACGCCAAUAUGGAUUAGUUAGGCAUUGGCGGAAAAGAAAAUGAGUUUCUUUAGUAUUGCGUUGUGCCUCUACCGUUGAGUAAGCGACCGAGUAUGUUAUCAGGGGCUGGAAAGGGAAAGUAAAGGGAAAAUUUCGGAUGCCAAGGAGAGGCCGUGAGGAUGGGUGGGUCUCGUUCCUUGGACCAGGUCUUGCUUAACAUUGACCACAUUCAGCAGAGGCACACAUGGGACUGUGGAUUGGCAUGCAUCAUGAUGGUGCUUCCACCUCUGCAGCGCUCUAAGCUCUCUUCUAGUCUCUACCAGAUAUGUGAAGAGGAAGGCUUCGACAAGAGCACAUGGAGCAUCGACCUGGCAUACCUGCUACAGAGGUUUCAAAUAAGACACAGGUAUAAAACAGUCACUCUAGGAGUUGAUCCCGGAUUCUGCACUGAAAGCUUUUAUGAUCACGUUCUUGAUAAGGAUGCUCAGAGAGUCCUGGAUCGGUUUCGUGAUGCCAGCAGGAACGGUGUGGUGGUAGAGCAAGGAAGUAGUACUAUCAAUGACAUUCUGGCCCACCUGCAACAGGAUGGACCCGUCAUUGUGCUUACCAAUGCCCACCUCCUCAUCUGCAACAGAUGUGAAAGGGCGAUGCCCCAACUGCGCUCCUGCCUGCCCUGCUCCCCUCCAUACCAGGGCCACUAUAUUCUCCUCAUUGGCUAUGACUUGAGGAAGAAUCACCUCUACUACAGGAAUCCGUCUUUUAAGAAUCGCAUUUGUUCAAUUUCUUUUAGUAAGCUUGAUGAGGCUAGACAGAGUUAUGGGACAGAUGAGGAUGUCAUAUUUAUUUACACUAGUCCAAAGCCUCAGGGGUCAUCUUGAGAG